AUGACUCUUCCAGAUCCUAUCCCUACAUCAACAUCUCAGCAUCCCUGUCAUGACUUCUUCUACAGCAUCACUGCAGAUGGCAGCACAUUAAACAUUCACAGAGCUCUCACUUCUGACAUGGGGAAGUAUACGUGCGUUGCUACUAAUCCCGCUGGAGAAGAAGACCGAAUAUUUAACUUAAAUGUCUAUGUCCCACCUAAAAUCAGAGGUAAUAAAGAAGAGGCAGAGAAACUGAUGGCUCUGGUGGACUCGUCAGUAAAUAUUGAAUGCAAAGCCGUGGGGACACCUCCACCGCAGAUCAACUGGCUGAAGAAUGGCCUGCCUCUGCCCCUUUCCUCUCAUGUUCGCUUGCUGUCAGCGGGGCAGGUUGUCAGGAUCGUGAGAGCCCAGGUGUCCGACGUAGCUGUGUAUACCUGUGUGGCCUCCAACAGAGCUGGGGUAGAUAGUAAGCACUACAGCCUUCAAGUCUCCGUGCCACCGAAUAUGGACAACGCAAUGGGAACAGAGGAGAUCGCAAUUGUCAAAGGCAGUUCUACCUCUAUGACAUGCUUUACAGAUGGAACUCCAACUCCAAGUAUGUCUUGGCUCAAAGAUGGCCAGCCUCUGGUGCUUGAUGCUCAUCUGACCAUCGGCACUCAAGGGAUGGUCCUGCAGCUCAUCAAGGCAGAAACUGAAGAUUCUGGAAAGUACACCUGUGUUGCCUCAAAUGAUGCUGGAGAAAUCAGCAAGCAUUUUGUCCUGAAAGUCCUAGAACCACCUCACAUCAAUGGAUCUGAAGGACCUGGAGAGGUAUCAGUAAUUGUGAAUAACCCACUUGAGCUGUCCUGCAUAGCUUCUGGAAUCCCUGCUCCUAAAGUCUCCUGGAUGAAAGAUGGCCGGCCUUUUCUACAGACAGAUCAAGUGCAGAUUCUGGAAGGAGGGGCCAUCCUUCGAGUAUCCAGUGCUCAAGUGGAGGACACAGGAAGAUACACAUGUCUGGCAUCCAGUCCUGCAGGGGAUGAUGAUAAAGAAUAUCUAGUGAGAGUACAUGUGCCUCCUAAUAUUGCUGGAAUGGAUGAGUCCCAGGACUUCACGGUGUUAAGGAACAGACAGGUGACAUUGGAGUGCAAGUCAGAUGCAGUGCCUCCACCUGUGAUCAUGUGGCUCAAAAAUGGGGAGCAGUUACAGGCAACACCUCGAGUAAGAAUCCUGUCUGGAGGAAGAUACUUGCAAAUUAAUAAUGCAGAUUUGGGAGACACAGCCAAUUAUACCUGUGUUGCCAGCAACAUCGCAGGAAAGACUACAAGAGAAUUUAUUCUCACUGUAAAUGUUCCUCCAAGCAUCAGUGGUGGUCCCCAGAGUCUCGUCACCCUCUUAAACAAGUCAAUUGUACUGGAAUGCUCUGCUGAAGGUGUGCCAACUCCAAGGAUGACAUGGAGAAAGGAUGGGGCUGUGCUAGCUGGGAGCCAUACAAGAUACUCCAUCUUAGAAAAUGGAUUCCUUCAUAUUCAGUCAACACAUGUCACAGAUACAGGACGGUAUUUGUGUAUGGCAACCAAUGUGGCUGGGACAGACCGUAGGCGAAUAGAUUUACAAGUCCAUGUUCCUCCAUCUAUUGCUUUGGGUCCUACCAAUGUAACAGUAACAGUGAACGUCCAAACUACUCUGGCUUGUGAAGCUACUGGGAUACCAAAACCAUCCAUCUACUGGAGAAAAAAUGGGCAUCUUCUUAAUGUGGAUCAAAAUCAAAAUUCAUACAGGCUCCUUUCUUCGGGUUCCCUUGUAAUUAUUUCCCCCUCCGUGGAUGACACUGCCAGUUAUGAAUGCACUGUGACGAGUGAUGCUGGAGAGGACAAGAGAACAGUGCAUCUCACUGUCCAAGUUCCUCCCGCCAUAGCAGAUGAGCCUACGGAUUUCCUGGUAACCAGACAGGCUCCAGCAGUCAUGACCUGCACUGCUUCUGGAGUUCCAGUUCCCUCAGUUCACUGGACCAAAAAUGGCAUAAGACUGCUUCCUAGAGGGGACGGUUAUCGGAUUCUGUCCUCAGGAGCAAUUGAGAUAUUUGCUACCCAACUAAACCAUGCAGGAAGAUACACUUGCCUCGCUCGAAAUUCAGCUGGCUCAGCACACCGGCAUGUAACCCUUCGUGUCCAAGAGCCUCCAGUCAUUCAGCCCCAGCCAAGUGAACUGGAUGUCAUUCUAAACAACCCCAUCUUACUUCCAUGUGAAGCAGCAGGAACACCCAGUCCAUUCAUUACUUGGCAAAAAGAAGGCAUCAAUGUCAUUGCCUCAGGCAAAAGCCUUGCUGUUCUUCCUAGUGGCAGCUUGCAGAUCUCCAGAGCUGUUCGAGAGGAUGCUGGCACUUACAUGUGUGUGGCUCAGAACUCUGCUGGUACAGCCUUAGGAAAAAUCAAGCUGAAUGUACAAGUUCCUCCAGCCAUCACUUCUCAUCAGAAGGAGUAUGUUGUUGCUGUGGAUAAACCUGUCUCUCUACUGUGUGAGGCAGAGGGCUUCCCAUCCCCUGACAUUACGUGGCAUAAAGAUGGUCAUGCGCUUACUGAAUCCAUCCGCCAGCGCAUCCUGAACUCAGGCGCUCUGCAGAUAGCAUUUGCUCAGCCUGAUGAUGCUGGUCGGUACACAUGCAUGGCAGCUAACGCGGCAGGGUCAAGCAGCGUGAGCACCACACUCACUGUCCAUGUACCUCCUAAGAUCCAAAGUACGGAAGUACACUACACGGUCAAUGAGAACUCCCAAGCUGUUCUCCCGUGUGUUGCUGAUGGAAUCCCCACGCCUGCAAUUCACUGGGAAAAAGACAGUGUUCUUAUAGCCAACUUGUUAGGGAAAUACACUGCCCAGCCAUAUGGAGAGCUCAUCUUGGAAAAUGUUGUGCUGGAGGACUCAGGCACCUAUACAUGUGUUGCCAACAAUGCUGCUGGUGAAGAUACACAUACUGUAACGCUGACUGUUCACUCCCUCCCUACCUUUACUGAACUUCCUGGAGACCUGUCAUUAAAUAAAGGAGAACAGUUACGGUUAAGUUGUAAAGCCACUGGCAUCCCAUUGCCCAAACUAACAUGGACCUUCAACAACAACAUUAUUCCAGCCCACUUUGACAGUGUCAAUGGACACAGUGAACUUGUUAUUGAAAAGGUGUCAACAGAGGACUCGGGCACUUACGUGUGUACAGCAGAGAACAGUGUUGGCUUUGUGAAAGCGAUUGGAUUUGUUUAUGUGAAAGAACCUCCGGUCUUCAAAGGUGAUUACCCCUCUAACUGGAUUGAACCACUUGGCGGCAAUGCAAUCCUAAACUGCGAGGUGAGAGGAGACCCUGCCCCAACUAUCCAAUGGAGCCGAAAAGGGGCAGACAUAGAAACUAGCCACAGAAUCCGACAACUGGGUAAUGGUUCCUUGGCCAUCUAUGGUACUGUGAAUGAAGAUGCUGGCGACUAUACGUGUGUAGCUGCCAACGAGGCCGGGGUGGUGGAGCGCAGCAUGAGCCUGACUCUGCAAAGUCCUCCCAUUAUCACCCUUGAGCCAGUGGAAACUGUUGUGGAUGCUGGUGGCAGAGUCAUAUUGGACUGUCAAGCAAUGGGUGAACCUCAGCCAAUCAUCACAUGGUCCCGCCAAGGGCAUCCCAUCCCCUUGGAUAACAGACUUACCAUGCUAUCCAACAGCUCCUUGUACAUCACUGCUGCUCGAAAGGAAGAUACUUCUGAAUAUGAAUGCGUUGCCCGAAACUUCAUGGGCUCUGUCCUUGUCAGAGUGCCCGUCAUAGUCCAAGUGCAUGGUGGGUUUUCGCUGUGGUCUGCCUGGAGGUCCUGCAGUGUCACCUGUGGAAAAGGCAUCCAAAAGAGGAGCCGACUGUGCAACAACCCACUUCCAGCCAAUGGUGGGAGACCAUGCCAAGGCUCAGAUUCAGAAACACGACACUGUCAAAAUAAGUUGUGUCCAGUGGAUGGCCACUGGUCAGAAUGGAGUUUCUGGGAAGAAUGCACAAGAAGCUGUGGGCAUGGCAACCAAACCAGGACCAGAACCUGCAGUAACCCAUCAGCUCAGCACGGCGGGCGGCCAUGUGAGGGGCCUGCAAUAGAAAUCAUCAUGUGUAACAUUAGGCCCUGCCCAGUUCAUGGAGUGUGGAGUGUUUGGCAGCCCUGGGGUGCAUGCAGCAAGAGUUGUGGAAAAGGCAGUCAAACAAGAACAAGACUUUGCAACAACCCACCACCAUCAUUUGGUGGGGCCUACUGCAGUGGAGUAGAAACCCAGAUGCAAGUCUGCAAUGAGAGACACUGUCCAGUUGACGGCAAGUGGGCAAGUUGGGCCAGUUGGAGUGCCUGCACUGUAUCCUGUGGAGGAGGUGCCAGGAAGAGAACCAGGGACUGUUCUGACCCAGUGCCACAGCAUGGAGGAAGCAAAUGUGAAGGGAGCGAUGUCCAGAGUGACUUUUGCAAUAGUGACCCUUGUCCAACCCAUGGUAACUGGAGCCCUUGGAGUGGCUGGGGAACAUGCAGCCGGACUUGCAACGGAGGGCAGAUGCGAAGGUACCGCACGUGUGACAACCCACGUCCCUCCAAUGGAGGAAGAGCCUGUGGGGGACCAGAUACCCAGAUCCAGAGGUGCAACACCGACAUGUGUCCUGUGGAUGGAAGUUGGGGAACGUGGCAUAGUUGGAGCCACUGUUCUGUGUCUUGUGGAGGAGGUGAAAGGGUGCGGAAGCGGCUAUGUGACAAUCCGGUGCCAUCUAAAAGUGGCCGUUCUUGUCCAGGAGAUGCCACCCAGGUCUCCAGAUGCAAUACGCAGGCAUGUCCGGGUGGACCCCAUCGAGCCAGAGGGAGUGUUAUUGGGAAUAUUAAUGAUGUUGAGUUUGGAAUUGCUUUCCUCGAUGCCACAAUAACAGAUAGCCCCAGCACUGAUACAAGAAUAAUACAGGCCAAGAUUACCAAUGUGCUUCGAAGUCUUGGUCCAGCAAUGAGAAAGAUCAUUUCUAUCCUAAAUCCCAUUUACUGGACAACAGCAAAAGAAAUAGGAGAAGCAGUCAAUGGUUUUACCCUCACUAAUGCAGUCUUCAAACGAGAAACCCAAGUAGAAUUUGCAACUGGAGAAGUCUUGCGGAUGACGCACGUGGCUCGAGGCUUGGAUUCUGAUGGCGCUUUGCUGCUUGAUGUCAUUGUGAAUGGCUAUAUCCUUCAACUCCAGUCGCCUGCUGAAGUCAGUGUGAAGGAUUACACGGAAGACUAUAUCCAAACAGGACCUGGGCAGCUCUACGCCUACUCAACCCGGCUCUUCACUGUCGAUGGCAUCAGUGUCCCCUACACAUGGAACCACACCAUUUUCUACGAUCAGGCCUGGGGGAAAAUGCCUUUCUUAGUAGAAACACUUCAUGCAUCUUCUGUGGAGUCUGACUACAACCAACUAGAAGAGACAUUGGGAUUCAAAAUCCAUGCUUCGAUUUCCAAAGGAGAUCGAAGUAACCAGUGUCCCUCUGGCUUCACCUUAGACUCAGUGGGACCCUUUUGUGCUGACGAAGAUGAAUGUGCAGCGGGGAAUCCAUGCUCCCAUGCCUGCCACAAUGCCAUAGGUGCCUAUUACUGUUCCUGCCCCAAAGGCCUCACCAUAGCUGCAGAUGGAAGAACCUGUCAAGACAUUGAUGAGUGUGCUUUGGGUGGACAUACCUGUCGUGCUGGUCAGGACUGUGACAACACCAUUGGAUCCUAUCGCUGUGUGGUCCACUGUGGAGCAGGCUUCCGAAGAACUUCUGAUGGGCUCAGCUGUCAAGAUGUUAAUGAAUGUCAAGAAUCCAACCCCUGUCACCAGCGCUGUUUCAAUGUCAUAGGAAGUUUCCAUUGUGGAUGUGAUGCUGGCUAUCAACUCAAAGGCAGAAAAUGCAUUGAUGUGAACGAAUGUAGGCAGAAUGUGUGCAGACCAGACCAGCACUGUAAGAACACCCGUGGUGGCUAUAAGUGCAUUGAUCUUUGUCCAAAUGGAAUGACCAAGGCUGAAAAUGGGACCUGUGUUGACAUUGAUGAGUGCAAAGAUGGGACCCAUCAGUGCAGAUAUAAUCAAAUAUGUGAGAACACGAGAGGCAGCUACCGGUGUGCAUGCCCCAGGGGUUAUCGGUCUCAAGGAGUUGGAAGACCCUGUAUUGAUAUUAAUGAAUGUGAGCAAGUACCUAAACCUUGUGCACAUCAGUGCUCCAACACCCCUGGCAGCUUCAAGUGUAUCUGUCCACCAGGACAACAUUUGUUAGGGGAUGGGAAAUCUUGCGCUGGAUUGGAGAGGCUGUCGAAUUAUGGCACUCAAUACAGUAGCUAUAACCUUGCCCGGUCCUCCCCUGUGAGAAGUGACUAUCAAGCUCCACACCAUUACAGACAGCACUCCCAGAUCUUCAGCUCCUACUCAGAGUAUAGAAACAGCAGAGCAUCUUUCUCCAGGAAUAGAAGGACUAUUAGGAAAACUUGUCCUGAAGGCUCUGAGGCAAACCAUGAAACGUGUGUAGAUAUUGAUGAAUGUCAAAACAGAGACACUUGCCAACACGAAUGUAAAAAUACCAUCGGAAGCUACCAGUGUGUCUGUCCACCAGGUUAUCGACUCAUGCUCAACGGGAAAACAUGCCAAGAUGUAGAUGAGUGCCUGGAGCAGAAUGUGCGCUGUGGGCCGAAUCGAAUGUGUUUCAACAUGAGAGGAAGCUACCAGUGCAUUGACACACCCUGCCCACCCAACUAUCAACGGGAUCCUGUUUUGGGGUUCUGCCUUAAGAACUGUCCACCCAAUGAUUUGGAAUGUACCUUGAGCCCAUAUGCCUUGGAAUAUAAACUUGUCUCUCUCCCAUUUGGAAUAGCUGCCAAUCAAGAUUUAAUCCGGCUGGUUGCAUACACACAGGAUGGAGUGAUGCAUCCCAGGACAACGUUCCUCAUGGUAGAUGAGGAGCCAGCUGUUCCUUUUGCCUUAAGGGAUGAAAAUCUGAAAGGAGUAGUGUACACUACACGUCCACUACGAGAGGCAGAGACCUAUCGCAUGAAGGUUCGAGCUUUAUCCUACAGUGCCAAUGGGACCAUUGAGUAUCAGACUACAUUCAUAGUUUAUAUAUCUGUGUCUGCCUAUCCAUACUAGGAAGUACUCCAGAACCUAGUCCAAAUAUUUAAAUUGCAUUAACCAUGACAAUCAAGGACCCCUACAGUUUACUAUCUCUUGAACAGUUGCAAUCUUGGCAACUUGAAAAUGGUGCUGUACUCUGUUAUCUGUGUGUUCCUCAGUACUGCUGAGGCAUCUGUAUAAUCCCACUAUGAUCAUGUAUCUUCCAGUAAGGUCUAGUAGAGUCCUUAGUUAUUUUCUUUAUUUAUUACACUGGAGCCUCCCAAAGAUUAUUCUGAUCAGCUAACAGGACAUAUCGCUGAUGUUGUAUAGUAGCAUAGUAGCUAAGAUCAUUUUCUUGGAAACAGUAAAAAAAAAUUCAAAUAGAUUUUUGAGCAUUUGGCUAUUCUUAGAAGGGUAAAACCAGUUAUUAUGUGUUUUUGAUAAAAGCUGAUGACAUAAGAUUUUUAAAAUAUUGAUUUUAUACAUCUCCUUUCAAGUUUUUUUUUUAAUUUUAAGGUUAAAAAAACAAACAGCACUAUUUCUGAAAUAUAGUACAAAUAUAAGUUUGUUUGAUCCUACAUGGAGUUUACCAUGAUUAAAUACUCAAGAUACGUACCCAGUGGUUUCAUGAAAUCAUCCAAAUCUCUUGCUAUGCUUUCAGAAAGUUACUUUCCCUUCAGACAAUCACCCAUGGCAUGGGUUUUUGACAUAUCAAUAUAACCUUUUAUUCACUCAGCUCCAUAACUUUUACAUUCCAUAUUUUUAUCUUAAAACAUAUCAAUAGAACAGAUUUCUUGAUUAUUUGUAAUCAUAUAUGUUCAAGUUAACAUGUUAAACGUCAAUACACUGUACAUGGUGGUAACAGACUCUGUAAGCAAUUGUCAAGAUGUAUUCUAUUUUUAU
Molecule: messenger RNA, 7953 nt
Organism: Cricetulus griseus (Chinese hamster)
Lineage: Eukaryota; Metazoa; Chordata; Mammalia; Rodentia; Cricetidae
Source: RefSeq, a predicted model, not a curated record